CCCGCAGCAACAGAAAGCGUCAAAAUGGCUGAUGGCGACAGAGUUUUAUUAGAUCUUCAAGCUGAAUUACAACGUGUUAAAAGCGUUAAUCGAACAAUAUCUACGUUGGCAAGACAAGGCAAUGAUAAACUUGUUCAAGAUUUCCUAACAGAUGAUUUUAAAAUUCAAAGUUCUGGACCGCUAGCUAAAGUAUCUCAGCUAUAUGUUGCUAGCUUUUGGGGUUUGAAAGACAGUGUGCAACAUCUUUUGGAUGCUGGUACAGACCCAAGCUUUCAGAAUGACCAAACACUUUGGACGCCUCUUCAUGCUGCAACAUUCCAAGAACAUGGACCAAUUAUUAUGUUACUUCUGGACUAUGGUGCACAGCCCGAACUACCAGAUGCAGAAAACAGAACACCUGCUGAUUUUGCUUCCGCUUCAGACACAAUCUGGCCAUUAUUUGCCGCUUUGAACAUUCCUAGAACACCUCGGAGUGAGUUGAUCAACAAAGGGAUUUUGAGACCUGGGACAGGCAUGACAGAUCAAAGAGACAAAGUUCUACUUGAUUUUAAGGCAGCGAUUCCUACGAGUCACAGUGAUGGAAAAACCAACAACUUCAUGGCAGCAAUGUCAGGGGACGUGUUAGCCAAUGAACUAGAAGAUUCACAGCUGCGAGAUCCACGCUAUGGCAUAGAACCACAGUACACUUUGUGGAAAUAAUCAUAUACAGAUGUGUACACAGACUAUAAACCUUCCUAUUUUUUAAAGGCCGGUUCAAAAUAUUUUAUAAUGUAUAUUAUUUCAAAGUUGACAAAACAAAUAAGCAACUUAAAAAAAAAAAAUAAUCAACUUUAAUGGCAUUAUAGGAAUAUUGUUUGUAUAACAGAACAUAGGUCUGAUAAAACUAUGAUAUAGAUCCAAAGAUGUACUUUCUUACAUAUCAAUAAAUCCUGGCUAUUUCUGUCACAAAUGAUCACAACUUGUUACAAAUCUCAGGUGCUGUGAGAUUCAACAGACCAUUCCUUCACAAAUAUAUUUCUACUUCUAUACUUGAAGCAUAUGCUUAUGGUCAUCUAGAACCAGAUUUAAAAUUCAAAUGUUGUACAUAAUAGCAUAAUGAGUUCUGGCUAUGGUAUAUUUAAAUCUACCAGAUACUGAAGGAAAGUGAUAUGUACAAAUCAUUGCAUGUAUUUAUUAUGUCAAGAUAGAAGAUAAAUAUUUAUUCUUUUCACUCAACUGAAAAAGUAAUUAAAAAGGUAUUAAUUUUAUUUUGACUUUAAUUUAUAUAACAUUUAUUAAGCAAGCUAUUGAACUGUAAAUAUAUUUUAACUAAGCUAGAACAAAUAUUUUUAAAAGUAACCUCCCAUUGACUUUGCACACAUUUUGUGUAACACACAACAUGAUUUUAAAAAAGGAUUUAAAUUGUAUGGCGCUUAUUAUUAUUUUUUAUACUUUUCAACAAUGAGAUUCUAGUCAUGCCUUUUUCAAACUAUCGACAGCCUAUUGAUCAAUUUCAAUUUUGUAGCUGAGCACUAAUGAAGGAUACAGUUAUGCACAUUGAGGUAGAGGAUCAUUGAGAAAGCAGAGUGGGGAAUGGUUGAUGCUUGAGAUUUUUUCUUCUACUUGUAGGCCCUAUUCAUUAAAGAGUUUUAUAAAUUAAUGUACAGUAACAUUUUGCGCACCAUAUUGAAAGUCUAAAUCUAAAGGCCAAUCAAAGGAAUAUUAUAAAGUCUAGUAGAUUUUACAUUCUCUUAAUCAGGAUUUUUUCGGGGGGGGGGGGGGGGUAAAUAAAAGAGGCAGUGUAAAAAAUGCUCAAUUUAAAAUUAAAUCUAACACUCAUUGGUUAUUAAGAGCAAAAUAAUUGCUCUUUAUGUUUUACAAAGGAGGUAUUGUCUUUUUAAAAAAAAAGUACUUUAUAUAUUUUUUUCUUAUUGAAUAUUACUUUACUUGUAAAUUACUUUAAUUAUUUACCCCCAAAAAAGGUUGACACCAGUGUUUUAUGUUUUAUAUUUGUAAGAAAUUUAUAUUCAACAUUUGCAUUUGGGGAAGGAAGGAUUAAUCAAAUUUCCUAAUUAUAAGUUUAAGAAUGAAUGCAUAACACCAUUGUCUCUGUUAUUUUAACUAUCUUAUCAUGGCAAUAUUUGUCUAGAUAGCUAUGCUCUUUCUAAGUUGCAAUAUCAGCUCUUGGAGAUUAUUCCACAUUAGAUUGUACAGCCAUUGCAAAUGUUUCAUCAAAUGUGAAUUUGUUCUUGAAUUUUAUUUUCUGUAAACCUUUUAUUAACUUUUUGUUGUAGGCCUAUGUGUUUUAUAUUGUACGUAAAAAAAUCAAAAUAUAUUUGAUUG
This is a messenger RNA of Biomphalaria glabrata, 2322 nucleotides long. Its product is annotated as ankyrin repeat and SOCS box protein 11-like. The transcript is spliced from 8 exons. The coding region runs from base 25 to 699 and encodes 224 amino acids. Gene Ontology annotation, molecular function: protein binding. Lineage: Eukaryota; Metazoa; Mollusca; Gastropoda; Planorbidae. The record is from RefSeq and is a predicted model, not a curated record.